Messenger RNA from Phycomyces blakesleeanus NRRL 1555(-), 668 nucleotides. RefSeq lists its product as hypothetical. NCBI's taxonomy places the organism in Eukaryota, Fungi, Mucoromycota, Mucoromycetes, Mucorales, Phycomycetaceae. The record is from RefSeq and is a predicted model, not a curated record. The coding region runs from base 49 to 558 and encodes 169 amino acids. Gene Ontology annotation, cellular component: endoplasmic reticulum. The transcript has 3 exons.
AAGAGUAACCCUUUUCUAUACAUUUCAUUUCUGCUCACCGCGAUUCAAAUGACUCGGCUUUCAGAAAGACGAUUAGAUCUCAUCUUCUUUACGUACUUUGCUACACACAUUCCCAUCACUGCUCUGAUAGAUCUCCAAUCUAUCUACCCUUCAUUCUUGGUGCCUUCUUUCCUAAAGAAUGUAGUUGCAUGGUACCUCGAGCAAUUCAAGGAUCCCAUCAUGGCCGGUCCAGCAAAACCUUGGUUUCUCUCAUUUAUUUUGUGUGAAGCAUUUAUUCAGUUGCCGUUCUUUUUCUACGCGUGCUAUGGCUUAUAUUAUAAUACGUCUUCUAUUCGCCUCGGUCUUGCUGUCUAUAGCUCUCAUGUUAUGACUACCGUAUUACCUGUCUUGGUUGACUUAUGGUUUAAUCCGGAAUACGAUCUUUCCUUACCAACAAUCGGUGUCCUCUAUAUGUUUUAUGCACCUUACUUUAUAUUGCCCUUGAUAAUGCUGAUCGACUCUUGUCUAAAGGUCUCUAAACAAACGUCUGCCACAGUCAAGCAUGAAAAACAGUCGUAGGAUAAAGGAAAUUACAGAGGUUAGAUAUAUAUAUAUAUAUAUAUAUCAAAGGAUACUUUAGUAGAACAAAAUGGCAUGUCUCAAGUACGAUAAUAAAUGUAUACACCUCA